UCCUCGAAUUCUCCCAAAAAAUGGGAAUGGCAUGCUCAGAGUCUACCAAAUUCGUCUGAGAAGCUGUAUUACUCGUGCCUACACUCGUACAUACUACAUACGUGCAGCUGCCCAACUAUAUUCUACUUUACAAAAGAAAAAUAUCCCACCCACAUUCAAAACAAUCAACCACAAGCGCCGAAUUUCUCUCCGAGUUUUAUGAAUGGAAGGCGGAGAAUCCACUCCCUUCUAUCACAGAAAUUUCACUCCUUCCAAUCACAGUCACAAUCACAAUCAUAAUCCCAUUAGCAAUCCCAAUAACAAUGACAAUAAGCUGAAUCCUUCAACAAAUGCUGUGUACAGAGCAGGAUGUGAGAGAACCAUGGUGAGCCUGGAGCAGCCUAUCAGCAUUUCCAAUAACAAUACCAAUACCCACAAUGAUAACGCCUCUUCCCCUUCCCCUCUCUACUCAGAAUGCAAAAUUUCAAGUGCAAUGUUUGGUCACUCAGUUAGCGAAAGAGCAGGCAUAGGAAUUGGAAUGGCUGGGCCAGAUAGCUUCAAGAGAAAGAGAGGGAGGCCUCGAAAGUAUGGCACCACUGGUGAUGGAUUUGGAACAAUGGGUCUUCCAUCGUCACCAAUUUCACCAGAUAAGAGAGGAGUUGGAUCUGGUAAAAAAGCUCAGAUGCUGGCUCUUGGGAGUGCGGGGCAGGGAUUCACUGCACAUGUCAUUACAAUUGCAACAGGAGAAGAUGUGUGCAAGAAAAUUAUGGCUUUUAUGCAACAUGGGCCAUGGGCAGUUUGUGUACUUUCUGCAAAUGGAGCCAUAUCUAAUGCAACUCUUCGCCAACCAUCUGUGUCAGGAGGCAUUGUAACAUAUGAGGGACGGUUUGAGAUUCUAUCAUUAUCAGGCUCCUUUCUACUAACUGAAGUGGGAGGAACCCGCACAAGAACUGGUGGCCUAAGUGUUUCUUUAGCUGGUUCUGAUGGACGUGUUGUUGGGGGUGGAGUGGGAGGCCUUCUCACAGCAGCAACCCCUGUUCAGGUAGUAGUCGGUACCUUCUUAUUUGACAGCAAGGACCUAGUAUGUAUUGGAAAUGAUGAACCAUCAAUGGGCACUUCAUCAGCUUGUAUGCCAGGGGUUUCUCCUUCCCCUUCUCUUGUUGUCAUGCAACCUAGGGUUGAAGUCUGUGGUGGCAGUAAUCUGGUCAAGAGUUGCCAUGAGCAAAAUGCUGGAAGUGGUAGUUACAAUGUGCAAUCUCAAGUUUUAAAUAUGACACCCCUGCAAUCAAUGGACUGGCCAAGUCCCCACUUCGAAGCUGAAACAAAGAGUGACAGAGGUGUAGUGUUGGCAGGAAGAGGAAAAUCCAUGGACCAGGUUGAUGGAACUCAAUCUAUCCAAAGAGAUGAAGAAUGAAGACCAGAAUUUUACAUUUGAAUACUAGCAUUCUUGAGAUAAUGUUUCAUACACAUGAUCUUGUGGUGUGGUUGUUAACACAACAAGAAUAGAGUCUCUUAUCACAGAGAAGUUUUUGUCACUUUCCGAUUUAUUGACAUUUUCCAUUUUGUGCAAUUUAUACUAGUUUUGUUACCUGUUUUCAAUUCAUGGGAAUCAUCUCCUUCCCAUUUGAGAAGUGUUGCAUUAGAUUCAGAUUUCCAGCAGUGAUGCCCUGAUAUUAUAUACUCCUUUGUGCAAUUUAGCUUGUGUAGAUUUUGGCUAGAUACACGAGAUUAUUUAUUGUAAUUCAGUUCUAGGCAUAUGUCAAGAAUAAAUGUUGAAGAUCUAAUUCUCCUGAAAAACCUUCUUAUGCAGCAAUAUAUGUCUUUUUGUCA
Cryptomeria japonica (Japanese cedar) is the source of this 1809-nucleotide messenger RNA. RefSeq names its product AT-hook motif nuclear-localized protein 10. The transcript has 6 exons. Bases 203 to 1393 code for a protein of 396 amino acids. NCBI's taxonomy places the organism in Eukaryota, Viridiplantae, Streptophyta, Pinopsida, Cupressales, Cupressaceae. Gene Ontology annotation, molecular function: minor groove of adenine-thymine-rich DNA binding. The record is from RefSeq and is a predicted model, not a curated record.